GCUGCGCCGGUCACCACUUCGUUACAGAUUUUUGAGAAAGACACAUCGAGUGCAUAACUAAUUUCAAACAUGGUGUCGUUAUCGUUAGACAACCCUCUUGUACAAACGUACAUUUUCCACUCCUCUAUUUUAGCUCUGAAUUUGUUAUUUGCGGCUUUUCUGACAAUCAGAUCGCGGGUAAAGAAAAGUGUGUUUGCCAACCCAGAGGAUGCUGCUGCAAACAAAGGAAAAGUUAAGUUUGAUGAUGAAGAUGUAGAGAGAGCGAGGCGUGCUCACCUCAAUGCGUUGGAGAACAUCCCGUUGUUCUGGAUCCUGGGGGCGCUGUACUUGACGACGGGCCCGGUGGCUGCCUGGGCGACGCUUCUGUUCCGAGUCUACACACUGGGCAGGAUCCUGCACACCUUGGUGUACGUCGUGAUGCCACUACCACAACCUUCGCGUGCCAUCGCCUACCUGAUUCCUGUGGUAAUCACAAGCUACAUGGGUGUUCAAGUUGCUUUGUAUUACAUUAGUGCUAUGUAAACCUAACACCAUAGACUGCAAGUUUUUCACUAGUGCUUAGUGCUAAGCAGGAGUGCCUAAACUUUCAAGAUGACGGACUGGCCUACAAAUACAUUUGAAUUUACGGAACCGUACGGUAAGAAAGUGUCACUUUUUAAGAGACUUUGUGCGUACGAUUUGUUUUAGUAACGUUUUAUAAAACCUUAUUGUUAUACAUAAUUGAACGUUUGUGUGAGGGAAGCAUAUUAAUGCCUACCACAUUUACGAAAACAUGGACCCCUGAAUUCUGUACGGUUCCCUUAGACUGUGGUUAUGUUAGUUAAUCUAAUUGUUACGUUAUUUUGAGUAUUAAAUUUUUAAAAUUUUUAUUA
Helicoverpa armigera (cotton bollworm) is the source of this 872-nucleotide messenger RNA. RefSeq names its product microsomal glutathione S-transferase 1-like. Gene Ontology annotation, cellular component: membrane. The coding region runs from base 70 to 522 and encodes 150 amino acids. The transcript has a single exon. Lineage: Eukaryota; Metazoa; Arthropoda; Insecta; Lepidoptera; Noctuidae. The record is from RefSeq and is a predicted model, not a curated record.